GUAUAUUGCAAGGACACAUUUUUCUCAUUCACCUCUAUCAUUACCUCCCCUCUCUCUCUCUCUCUCUCUCACUGUAAAAAUCCUGCUCCGUCGAUGGCGGCGGCGACAGCUUUUCCGGACAACCUAACGAGAGAACAGUAUGUCUACAUGGCGAAGCUGGCGGAGCAAGCUGAACGGUAUGAAGAGAUGGUGAAAUUCAUGGAAAAGCUCGUUGUCGGACUGACGCCGGUGUCUGAGCUCACUGUCGAGGAGCGUAACCUUCUCUCCGUCGCGUACAAGAACGUCAUCGGCUCGCUCCGAGCGGCUUGGCGCAUCGUCUCAUCGAUCGAACAGAAAGAGGAGUCGCGGAAGAAUGAUGAUCAUGUUGUGCUAGUGAAGGACUACAGAUCUAAGGUUGAGGAUGAGCUUUCCGAUGUUUGCUCGGGAAUUUUGAAGAUUUUAGAGUCAAAUCUCGUGCCAUCAGCUUCUACGGCGGAAUCGAAGGUGUUUUAUUUGAAAAUGAAGGGAGAUUAUCAUAGGUAUUUGGCGGAGUUUAAAGUCGGAGAUGAGCGAAAGGAAGCAGCGGAGCAAACUAUGAACUCAUACAAAGCUGCUCAGGAUAUCGCAGAGGCUGAUAUGGCUCCAACUCAUCCAAUAAGAUUGGGUCUGGCUUUAAAUUUCUCAGUGUUCUACUAUGAGAUUCUCAAUUCAUCUGACAAGGCUUGUAGCAUGGCGAAACAGGCGUUUGAGGAUGCCAUAGCUGAGCUGGACACUUUAGGUGAAGACUCCUACAAGGAUAGCACUCUGAUAAUGCAACUACUGAGGGACAAUCUCACUCUUUGGACCUCAGAUGCACAGGACCAGCUGGAAGAGCCAUAGAUGUAUACACACAAUGGUGAAGAAGUGGUGUUAUGGUUUGGGGGGAGGUGGGCGUGGAAUGUCAUUUGUUUCAUUUGAACAUCAUGUGUUUUCCAUUUUUAACCAACACAAUUUGCUUUUAUAGAAUUUCAUUCCAUAUCCAUCCAUGCAUUUGCAGUUAUUCUC
Molecule: messenger RNA, 1023 nt
Organism: Cynara cardunculus var. scolymus (artichoke)
Lineage: Eukaryota; Viridiplantae; Streptophyta; Magnoliopsida; Asterales; Asteraceae
Product: 14-3-3-like protein GF14 lambda
Exons: 4
Coding region: 94-858 (254 amino acids)
Biological process (GO): signal transduction
Cellular component (GO): cytoplasm
Source: RefSeq, a predicted model, not a curated record